This is a messenger RNA of Tripterygium wilfordii, 1278 nucleotides long. RefSeq lists its product as uncharacterized. The transcript has 3 exons. NCBI's taxonomy places the organism in Eukaryota, Viridiplantae, Streptophyta, Magnoliopsida, Celastrales, Celastraceae. The record is from RefSeq and is a predicted model, not a curated record. Bases 1 to 1278 code for a protein of 425 amino acids.
AUGGGUCAUCGUCGGUGGCUUCUUUCUAAUCAUGAAUUCAGACGUCAAGCGAAAGCCUUUGACAACACAAUAGAGCAUGACCAAGCUCUAAAAUCGUUGAACGGUGACAAGAUUUUACAACUAGUUGAGUCUAUUGAACAUGAAUGGGGAAAGAGCAAGACUAAAAAACGCAAAAGGAUCGACAAUGAUGAACGUGUUUGGUGGAAGAAAAAAUCCAUAUUCUAUAAUUUAGAUUAUUGGAAGUACUUGCUAGUGCGACAUCAAUUAGAUGUUAUGCGCAUCGAAAAAAAUGUUUGUGAGAGCAUAUAUGGAACACUGUUGCACAUUCUUGGAAAGACUAAAGAUGGUCUUAAGUCAAGGAAGGAUCUUGUGAGUAUCAAGGUUCCUUAUGGGUAUUCGUCAAACAUCAAGAAUCUUGUGUCAAUGAAAGACUUUAAACUUCAAGGCCUAAAGUCCCAUGAUUGUCAUGUUCUUAUGCAACAACUUUUACUCAUUGCACUUCGGUGUGUUUUGUCAAAGCAUGUCAAAGAUGCUAUUAUCAGGUUUUGUUUCUUCUUCAAUUCCUUGUGUGCAACUGUGGUUGAUGUGUCAGUAUUGGAUAAAUUGGAGACGGACAUCGUAGUGACUUUGUGCUUGUUGAAAAAAUGUUUUCCCCCAUCUUUUUUCGACAUUAUGGUUCAUCUUACUGUGCACUUAGUCAACAAAGUUAGACUUUGUGGUCCUGUCUAUCUUCGUUGGAUGUAUCCUUUUGAGAGAUACACGAAAACCCUUAAAGGUUAUGUUCGGAAUCGUAACUGUCCUGAGGGAUGCAUAGCUGAGAGAUAUAUUGCAGAGGAAGCAGUAGAAUUUUACGUCGAAUACAUGUCAAACAUGUAUACUGUUGGGUUGUCAGCUGGUCAUGUGCAAAAGUUAUCAAUUGACAAGCAAUUGUCGGAUACCUUACGUUGGAUAUUACAAGACCCUCUGCCUUUCGUAGAUAAACAACCAAGUUAUGAUAUUAAUGGUUUUCACUUUGUAACACAUGAUCUAGAGUCAAACCGAGUUACUCAAAAUAGUGGAGUAACUCUAGUUGCGAAAGCCAUGCAUGUUGCUACUUCUAAAGAUAAAAAUCCUAUAACAUGUGACACGACAUUUUAUGGGGUUAUAGAUGAGAUAUGGGUUGUUGAUUACCACUUGUUAAAAAUUCCUGUGUUGAAGUGUGAUUGGGUUCAAAAUAGGGGUGGUGUGUUGAAGGAUGAACAUGGAUCCAUCUUAGUGGACUUAAACCGGAGGGUGUAG